AUGCUUCCUCCGCCGCCCUCCGCAACGAAAGGCCGUGACCCGUGGCCAUGGAGAGGCGCACCGCUGUUCCCACUCACCCCGGUGACCGAGAGCCCGCCCGCUUCGAGCGCCAGCACCCCCUCACUAGAGCAAUCUUCGAGCUUCGAGACCCUAAACGAGCCAAAUGCCGGCGGACUGCCAGGAGAAGCCAACUUUUCGUGGGCGAAAGUCGGUUCGAAGUCGAGCUGA
Molecule: messenger RNA, 228 nt
Organism: Rhodotorula toruloides NP11
Lineage: Eukaryota; Fungi; Basidiomycota; Microbotryomycetes; Sporidiobolales; Sporidiobolaceae
Exons: 3
Coding region: 1-228 (75 amino acids)
Source: RefSeq, a predicted model, not a curated record